GCGGCUCAGCCCACGUCCCACGUGAAGCCGCGGGGGCGGGCGCCGGCGCCUUCCUGCUCUAUCCUUGUAUGGUGACCCGAGGGGCCGGCCCUCGAGUACUUAAGCAAAGGCGCGACAAAGCGCGCCCAGAGCCAACAGUCGCCCAGGCCACACAGUCGCCGCCGCGGGAGCCAGGGAAGGGCAAGACGAGGGAGAGGACCUCGGGGAGCAGAAAGCUUUGCGAUGCCGAUCGCCAUGAGGCUGGAGGCGGCGGCCGAGCUGGAGUGUGCGGCGCUGGGCGCACUGCUGCGGGAACCGCGGGAGGCCGAGGGCACGCUGCUGCUCGACUGCCGCCCGUUCCUGGCCUUCUGCCGGAGCCACGUGCGCGCCGCGCGGCCUGUGCCCUGGAACGCGCUACUGCGGCGCCGUGCGCGCGGCACCCCCGCUGCCGCCCUCGCCUGCCUGCUGCCGGAUCGCGCGCUCCGGGCACGCCUGGGUCGCGGGGAGCUGGCCCGCGCAGUGGUGCUGGACGAAGGCAGCGCGUCUGUGGCUGAGCUCCCGCCCGAUGGCCCCGCUCACCUGCUGCUAGCCGCACUGCUGCACGAAAUGCGCGCGGAAUCCACAGCCGUGUGCUUCUUGAGAGGUGGCUUCAAACGCUUCCAGACAUGCUGUCCGGAUCUGUGCUCCGAAGGCCCUGCCCAGGCACUAUCUCCUGUUGGAGCCGAAAAAAGCAGCUCUGACCCUAGGGCUCCUGUUUAUGACCAGGGCGGUCCUGUGGAGAUCUUGCCCUACCUGUACUUGGGCAGCUGCAGCCACUCCUCAGACCUUCAGGGGCUGCAGGCCUGCGGUAUCACAGCCGUUCUCAAUGUCUCUGCCAGCUGCCCCAACCAUUUUGAGGGUCUUCUCCGUUACAAGAGCAUUCCAGUAGAGGAUAACCAGAUGGUGGAGAUUAGUGCCUGGUUCCAGGAGGCUAUCGGUUUCAUUGACUCAGUGAAGAAUAGUGGGGGCCGGGUGUUGGUGCACUGCCAAGCUGGAAUCUCUCGCUCAGCUACCAUCUGCCUGGCAUACCUGAUUCAGAGCCACCGAGUGCGGCUGGACGAGGCCUUUGACUUUGUUAAGCAACGUCGGGGAGUCAUCUCCCCCAACUUCAGUUUCAUGGGGCAGCUGCUGCAGUUUGAGACCCAGGUGCUAUGUCACUGAGUCAAACCUGGUCUCACAGUGAUGCCUCUCUGACUCUUCGGGGAUGAGACUGUGGGCCUCUGGGCUCCUCUCUGUCCUCAAAUUGGGGUGCUAGGAAAGCCAGGAUGAUGGCUUUUCUGAUGUGGUGCUCUUCUGCUGGGGCUUUAAGGCUGGCCCUUAUCCAGGGGACCAGGGCGGAUAGUAUAUUUGCCCUCCCUCCCCCGACUCUGGCAGAAAUGAACUGGACUCUAAACCCAUGUAUUGUAGUCCCAUAUGUUAAAGCCCUUGCUAGCCCAAGGGCUCACGGAACAAGCUGUGACAAGCAGUAACCGUGUCUAGGGGUGUGAACCCCUUGGUGAAAGCUCGAACCUUGUGCUCCCAGGGGAGCCAGGAAGUGAUGCGUGUGUCACGUCACUGACAUCUUGCCUUUGUGUGAAAGUAUGUGUGCGUCUCGCCACAGUUGGUGCUGAGAAGUUGUGUUCAACUGACAUUUAACACUCCCUCCCUGCCUUCCUCCCAGCCCCGUGGGCCAGGGAGGGGGCCGUUGGAAACAGCACUUUAUAUUUAUAUAGAACAUUGAGGAUGUGUCAAU
Molecule: messenger RNA, 1750 nt
Organism: Microtus ochrogaster (prairie vole)
Lineage: Eukaryota; Metazoa; Chordata; Mammalia; Rodentia; Cricetidae
Gene: Dusp2
Product: dual specificity phosphatase 2
Biological process (GO): protein dephosphorylation; endoderm formation; negative regulation of MAPK cascade
Cellular component (GO): nucleus; cytoplasm
Molecular function (GO): MAP kinase tyrosine/serine/threonine phosphatase activity
Source: RefSeq, a predicted model, not a curated record